This is a messenger RNA of Moesziomyces aphidis, 3081 nucleotides long. Lineage: Eukaryota; Fungi; Basidiomycota; Ustilaginomycetes; Ustilaginales; Ustilaginaceae. The record is from the annotation of a GenBank genome assembly.
AUGAGGUUCGAGCUUUCGUCCGAGAAUCUGGCCAACGUGCCUCACGUCGCCUGGCUCGGAUUGGCGCUCUUCGUCGCCCACUGUCUCUACUCGCUGACGAAGCGGCCCAAGAUCAAUCUUCCCGGACCGCGGGGCUGGCCUUACGUCGGCAACCUCUUCCAGCUCGGCGAAGAUGCAGCACAGACAUACUACAAGUGGUCGAAACAGUACGGGCCCGUUUACAAGGUCAAGCUCGGCGAGCGCGAGGUGGUGAUUGUCAACUCGGCGCAGGCGUCUAAGGAGCUGCUCACCGACCUGGGCAGCAUCUACAUCAGUCGACCGCUCUUCUACACCUUCCACACGGUCGUCUCUUCGACGGCGGGUUACACGAUCGGCACGUCGCCGUGGGACGAGUCGUGCAAGCGCAAGCGACGUGCGGCGGCUACGGCGCUCAACCGCGUGGCUGUGCAGAGCUACGUGCCCAUCAUCGAUCGCGAGACGCUCUCGCUCGUCGAGGACCUGUACUCGGCCAAGGGCAAGGCGAUCGCGCCGUUCGCCUACUUUCAGCGUCUAGCGCUCAACGUGUCGCUGGUGGUGACGUACGGAUCGCGUCUGGACAAGGUGGGCGACGAGCUGCUCGAGGAGAUCGUCGAGGUCGAGACGCACGUGGCCAACUUCCGCUCGGUUUCCAACUCGCCUGCCGACUAUCUGCCCAUCGUACGCUACCUGCCCAACUUUGGACGCAACGGCAAGGCGUUUGCCAGCUCCAUCCGCUCGCGCCGCGACGUGUACAUGAAGCGACUGCUGGACGACCUCCGAGACCGCGUGCAGGCCGGCACCGACAUCCCCUGCAUCACCGGCAAUAUCCUCAAGGACCCCGAAGCCAAGUUGACCGACCUCGAGCUCUCGUCGAUCUGCCUGUCCAUGGUGUCUGCCGGCCUCGACACGCUCGCCAACACGUUCAUCUGGUCGAUGGGCUUCCUUGCCAAGCGACCGGACAUCCAGGAGAAGGCUUACAACGAGAUGUACAAGGUGUACAAGGGCGAGAUUCCCAGUUCCGAGGAGGAGACGGUUGAGUACAUCACCGCGCUCCACAAGGAAUGCUCGCGUUACUUUAGCGUUCUCAAGCUUGCGCUGCCCAAGGCCACGCUGGGCGACUCCAAGUACAAGGGCGUCGACAUUCCCUCUGGUACGACGGUCUUCCUGAACGCAUGGGCGAUUCAUCACGACGAGGAGCGCUAUGGCGACGUGGAGAACUUCCGACCCGAGCGCUUCCUCGAGGCCGGCGAGGAGAACAAGCAGGCGCACUACUCGUUUGGAGCUGGCCGACGCAUGUGUGCCGGUGUGCAUCUGGCCAACCGCGAGCUGUACAUUGCCUUUUGCAAGGUGAUCCACUUUUUCAAGAUCGAGCUCUCGCAGGAUCCCGCCGAGCAGGAGUACGACAUCAACCCGGCCACCGGCUGCGCCAACCCCAAGGGCCUCAGCUCGACACCUAAGCCGUUCAAGGUGCGCUUUGUCCCGCGCGACCCUGCGACGAUCGAGCAGUGGAUCGAAAACGAAAAGUCGCGCACAGAGUUGCAGAUGGCCACCAGCCUCAGCAACAAAACCCCGCUUUUGGCCGGCAAAUCCAAACAGCAUCUCCGCUCCUUCUCGACCCAUCUCGCACGGCCGCCAUCCUCGUACAUACAUGUACUAUAUCUAGCACUCCCGUCCAACUUGCUUUGGUCCGAGCUCGACGCCGACACCCUCGCUGCGAUGAAGUGCAUCGUCGACUACCCAAAGGACCAUCCGUUUCCGAUCCAGAAUCUGCCCUAUGGCAGCUUCUACACCGCCGGCGACGCUUCAAGCCAGCGGUGCGGCGUAGCAAUCGGCGACUACAUCCUCGACCUCCAGGCGCUAUCGUAUACAUCGCACUUCCCGCCUGAUCUCGACCGGGAUGUGUUUGCUGUACAGCCGACUCUCAACGCCUUCAUGGGUCUGGAAAAGCAAGCGUGGCUGCAGUUCCGCAGCUCUUUGCAACAGCUUCUCUCUCAACCCUCGGAGCUGAGUCUCGAUGCCACUGUGACAGCUGCGGAUGUCGAGACUGGCAUCGCGCUGCCCGAGCACAUUGGGCGUCGUCUGUUCGUGGACCGGCUGGCGCAAGAUACGGUGCCGUGUCUGCCGUGCCGUAUCGGCGACUAUACCGACUUCUACUCGAGCCUCGAGCACGCCUACAACUGCGGCGUGCUCAUCCGCGGCAAGGAGAACGCGCUCCAGCCCAACUGGCGUCAUCUUCCCGUGGCGUACCACGGCCGAGCCUCGUCGAUCGUCCCCUCUGGCACACCGAUCCAUCGACCCGUGGGACAGAUUCUCGACAAGCCGGGCGACACUGCGCCCAUCAUUGCUCCUUGCAGAAGACUCGAUUUCGAGCUCGAGGUCGGAUUCUUCCUGGGUGGACCGCCUACGAAACUGGGCCAGCGACUGUCACCAGCAGAGGCGGCGGAUCGCGUGUUUGGCGCGGUGCUGCUCAACGACUGGUCGGCGCGCGACAUCCAGACGUGGGAAUACGUGCCGCUUGGUCCGUUUCUGAGCAAGAACUUUGCAACGACCAUCUCGCCGUGGAUCGUGCCGGUGCACGCGCUCGAGGAGUUCACCUGCGCGGGGUACGACCACCAACCUCCGCUGCAGCCCUACCUUGAAGACGGCUCCAAUACGAACUUUGACAUUCCGCUCACGGUAGCCCUUCGCCCAUGCGAAAGUGACGAGGCUGGGGAGGCGGGGUACAGGGUGAUUUCGCACUCGUCGCUGCGGCACACGUACUACACGGUGCGCCAGAUGAUUGCGCACCAUUCGACCACCGGCUGCCCUCUCCACCCGGGCGAUCUGCUCGGCACAGGCACACUCUCGGCCCCUGGUACCGAGGGGUAUGGUUCGCUGCUCGAAAUGUCGCACAUGGGCCGCCAGCCUUUCGGCGUGCAGAGUGCGAGUGGCGAGGUGCAGAGGACUUUCCUCAACGACGGCGAUACAGUCAAGAUGUCGGGCAAAGCUGUCUCUCAAACUGGCGAGUAUGCGAUCGGGUUAGGAGAGUGUGUCGGCACCAUUCUCCCCGCCAUUCCGAUGUAG